Messenger RNA from Nicotiana attenuata, 1399 nucleotides. RefSeq names its product transcription factor bHLH81-like. Bases 242 to 1000 code for a protein of 252 amino acids. Gene Ontology annotation, cellular component: nucleus. Gene Ontology annotation, molecular function: RNA polymerase II cis-regulatory region sequence-specific DNA binding; DNA-binding transcription factor activity, RNA polymerase II-specific; protein dimerization activity. Gene Ontology annotation, biological process: regulation of transcription by RNA polymerase II. The transcript is spliced from 5 exons. NCBI's taxonomy places the organism in Eukaryota, Viridiplantae, Streptophyta, Magnoliopsida, Solanales, Solanaceae. The record is from RefSeq and is a predicted model, not a curated record.
UCAUACCAUUUCUGUACCUACGCUAUACUACUACCGUAUACUAAGAGAUAAAUAUACGAGUAUAACGAUGGUAUGUAGAAAGUAUUGAAGCGUAUUACUGCUCUAUCUUCUUUUUUUUUUUUUAGCUCACUGAAACAAAACAGAAACUCUCAAAAGAAAAGAACAACAAAAAAUUCACCUGAAGAGAAAAAAAAAGACAAGAAAAGAUAAACCAAUUGCCGUCACCGGAAGAAGUUCAGCGAUGCAACGUGGAAGUGGCGGUGCCGGUGGCGGAGGCAGUGGAUUAUCCCGGUACUGUUCAGCUCCGGCGACAUGGUUAGAAGCACUUCUCGAAUCCGACACUGAAAACGAAGUGGUUGUUAACCCUUCUUCUCCCAUUUUACACUCACCCAAUAAACCACCACCCCACCCAUCAACUACUCAGCAGCAGCUUCCGGUGCUUGUUAAACCGGAAACUAGGUUCACCGGCGAUCCGGGUCUGUUUGAAUCCGGCGGUAGUAGUAAUUUUCUCCGGCAGCAGAGUUCUCCGGCGGAGUUUCUUUCACAUAUUAACUCAGAUGGUUACUUCUCAAGCUAUGGAAUUCCCUCCAGUUUGAACUAUAUUUCUCAGCCCAUUAAGCGGCCCAGAGAAGAUGAUUCCGAAAGUUCGCCCAGAAAAUUAUCUAACCACUUGAAGGGAGAGCCAAGUGGACAGUUACGUGGUUCUGGUGGAUCACUGGAUGCUGAAAUGGAGAAGCUCAUGGACGAUUUGGUGCCUUGUAAGGUUCGAGCAAAGCGUGGUUGUGCUACCCAUCCUCGCAGCAUAGCUGAGCGAGUUCGUCGAACGCGCAUAAGUGACAGAAUAAGGAAGCUUCAGGAACUGGUGCCUAAUAUGGACAAGCAAACCAACACCGCAGACAUGUUGGAAGAAGCAGUCGAAUAUGUCAAGUUUCUGCAGAAACAGAUUCAGGAGCUUAUGGAACAUCAGAAGAAAUGCACGUGUUCAGAGAAAGAUCACUAAUUUGAAGAAGAGAGUUCCACUAGAGUAUAUAGGCAAUAGUUUGCUCAGAUGCAUGUGCUUUAGACAUGGUAAUUUUAUCCUCAACAUCCUAUUCUUCUUCAUAUGUAGAUAUUAAUGGCAAUUCACAAGAGCUUUGCUACUGCAGAAUUCAAAAUCAGCUUUUCUUUUAGUAUUACAUCUAGGUCGUACUCUGUUUUUUGGUGUAGUUGUAUCAUGUUGUAUAAGGUAGUGUCAAUUUGCUUAAUAUCAAAUUUCUUCAGCUGAAAGACUUGUCUUUUCUGAAGAUGUAGUCAGAAUUGGUAGACCUGUCAUGUUGAAAGCAAAAUCAAAUCAAUAAAUAUUGUUGUAAAUGUGAGUCAUGGCACAUCAUAACUUUCUAGUACAUAUCAAAUUUGACUC